Messenger RNA from Humulus lupulus (European hop), 4091 nucleotides. Its product is annotated as golgin IMH1. Lineage: Eukaryota; Viridiplantae; Streptophyta; Magnoliopsida; Rosales; Cannabaceae. The record is from RefSeq and is a predicted model, not a curated record. The transcript is spliced from 5 exons. Bases 1048 to 3891 code for a protein of 947 amino acids.
AAAAGAAGAAAUUUUCCCAAAAAGAAAAGAAGAAUUAGAAUUAUCAGUUUCUUUUUUCUUUGAAGAAAAUCAUAGAAAUGAUUAUUCAUAAUUAAAAUAUAUUGAUAAUGAUUUCAUUUGAUUAAUUCAGUCGUAACGCCUCCUUCACUCUCCCUCUUCUUUUUUCUCUGGUUAACUUAACAGUGGACACUCUCAUGAGAAAUCAUUCAGUUCACUUGCUGAGGAUUUCAUUUUCUGAGUUGGUUAAUAAAUCCAUUUGAAUUUUGAAUUUUUUUUAAGUAUCCGAACAGUUUUGGUUGUGUUUGGUUGCCGAGAGAGUGAAAGAAAACGAGAAGUGUUACCAGAAAAGUUUAAUCUUUUGGUCAUCAGAAAAUCGCUGAAGAGUGUUCCGAAAAUAUUUGUAAGAAGUGGUAUAUUUUUCUUCACAUUUCUUUAGAUAUAUUUUUGAGAUCAUUUUGUGAUUUAUGUUCUAAUUUUAUUUUACUUUUGUGUGUCAUCUUUUCAGAAUAAUUCUAUUCAUUGCUUAUUUUCUUCGUGAAAAUCUUGAGAAACUCUAUUAUUUUAGAUGUUUAGGAUUUUCAGGGUUUAAGCUAGUGAAAAUGAUGAGGCUAAUCAACUGAAAUUUCCGACUUUCACUAGCCAGGCGAGAUUGCUUGGCAAGGUUUGCAGUUUUUGGUUCUUCACGGUUUGAAUACUCAAUAUUGUUCGAUAAUGAGAGAGAGGAGACCUGGCCCUUGAAUAUUUUGGUUUUGGUCACCGAUCAUGGAGUUGUGGUCCCUAACUCCUUAUUUAAAAUUUAGCUUAUACAUUAAUUUUAUGUGGAAUUGUCUGUCCAAAGUGAGUUUUAUACGAGGUGUAUGCUACUGAACUGAUGUAAUAAUGAUAGCACUAUCUGCUAUUUAAUUUCCAGUGAUAAUUAUGUGUGUACGGAUUUUCUCUUUCUUUUUCUAAUUUUCCCCCUUAUUUACAGGAUUAUAAAAAAGAAAGUAGAGAUUAUAACUGAAGGUCACAUACUUUCAUGACCUGUUGCUAGCUUAAGAUUCGCACAUGAAGAAGCUGUUCUUUUUCAGAUCCUCUGCCUCCUCUGGCAAUGGAAACUCAAGUAAUAAAGAGUUUGCUCAACCAUCAAAUCAAGAAGAAACUUACUGGGAGAAUCCAUCAUCAAGUCAAGCCAGUUACAUGGCUGAGAGUAGUUUUCCAAGUUCCAGAGGCUUGUUUUCCAAGUCUCGGAAGCAAGUAUCCGAUAUUCAGAACUCAAGUAAUACCCCAGCGCUUAGAAGGAGUCGUUCUAUGUCAUCAGCAGCCUUUCUUGGUGUUGAGCCAGCACAACUUGACUUCUCUUCCCCCAGAAAUCAAAGCAGAUCUCCCACUUCUAGUGUAAGGAGUGGUGUUCCUCAUCAGCAUAAUGAUCAUUCUUUUCGCUCUCUUACACCCGAGAGGCAAACAACUAAGCGUUCUGCUUGUUCUUCUAAAAAACACCAUGAUUCAUCAGGGAGCUCUUCCACUUCAUCCAGUAAUGUCUCAAGUAAAAUUGUGGAUCGCUACAUCGACGGGGAGCAGCAGGAACAGAGCAGAUCUGAGCACAAUGCUCAGGGGAAUUUUUCUGGAAGUGGAAAUGUAGGCUGCUGGCGUCCUCCACGAGUGCAGUAUGCCUCACCAUCUUCUCCAACAGAAAGAGUUAAAGAGAAAGCAAGAGGCCAUUCAUUUAGAGAAGCCAAAAGCUCUCGUCUUCAUUUCUCCUCCAGAGACUGGGCUGAAUAUGGAUUUGGGCACGAAUCACCUCGCAGACUGGCGAAGAACAUUGUUGAGAGACUUUCGCAGUCUCGUGUUCAGGAAACCAGUCAAAAGGAGAUUGACUAUGACAUGCCUGUCACAAUUGAAGAUGUUUAUAGCGGAUCCUUGAAUAGAGACUUUGAUGCUAAUUCUGACACGGUUCCUCAGAGAAAUUAUUCUCUGGAUGAACCUUGUAAAACGAUUAAAAAAUAUCAUGGGGAGGAUGAUUACCCGUACUUACAAAAUAAAGUCUUUGGGGAUCAUUGUGAGGGUUUGAAUGCCAAAGAAUCUCUGGAGGAAAUGGAUGUUCGCUUAAGGAAAAGAUCUAAGGAAGCUGAGGAGAGGGUCAUGAUUCUAUCCGAAGAACUUGAGCAACAGAGCUUUCUUCACAGAAGUGGGUUUGAUGUGCCAUCUUUGAUUCAGACAAUUAGGAACCUCGCUGAGGAAAGAGUAAGCUUGGCACUUGAUGUUUCAAGCCUUCUACACUCGCAAAUUGCUGAGCGAGCUUCUUUCAAGGAAGAACUCAGACAUGCAAAGAAAGACCUGGAAUCCCAAACCAGAAGACUAGAGAAGGAAAAAAAUGAGUUACAAUCAGCACUGGAGAGGGAGAUAGAUAGGAGGUCCAAUGAGUGGUCAGGUAAGCUUGAGAAAUAUCAGUUAGAGGAACAAAGGCUUCGUGAGCGAGUUAGAGAGCUUGCCGAGCAAAAUGUAUCACUUCAAAGGGAAGUCUCAUCUUUUAAUGAGAGGGAUGCAGAGAGCAGAAGCAAGAUCACCUAUUUUGAGCAACAAUACAAGGACCUGACUAUAAGGGUGGAAAACAUGAAAGAGGAGAAUCAAGAUCUUCAAAAGAAUCUUACAGAAUUUCAAGAGAACUAUAGAGCUGCAGAAGACAACCGUGUUUGUGUCCAAAAGAAUUUUGAAAGUAAAGAGAGAGAGUGCAGGGAACUACAUAAAUCUAUUACAAGAUUAUUAAGAACCUGCAGUGAACAGGAGAAGACUAUUGAUGGUUUACGAGAAGCUUUUGAUGAGAAACUGGGGAAGAGCGAACCAUUAGAAAAUUUUGAUAAGCAUGUGGUGAGGUUGCAAAUGGAGCAAAUGAGAUUGACAGGAGUGGAGGUGGCCUUGAGAAGGGAGUUGGAGUCUCUAAGGCUUGAAGUAGAUUCUCUUCGACAUGAGAAUAUGAAUUUAUUAACCCGGUCAAAAGGCAAUGGAAGAGAAGGUGAUGCUUUAACUAUUCGGCUAGAUAAGGAAAUGUGGACUCGGAUUUGCUGUUUACAAAAUCAAGGACUUUCAGUGUUAAAUGAAAAUUCACAGUUAUGCUCAAAAUUACUUGACUUUGUCAAAGUGAAAAUAUCCCAAUGUUCAGAAACAAAGCAAGGAAACAAAGUUAUCAAGCAUGGUCUAGAUGGGCACUUUGUCAUUGAAGCUGAAAUGAAAGUUCAAGGAAUGAGGCGUGAGAUUGAAAACUUAUCAAGGAGUUUGCAAAAGAUCUCCGGAUUGUUGGAUGAUAGAUCCAAACUAGCAGCUUCUAUAUUUCAGCUAAAGAACACGGAUGCAAAUGGUUCAAUGCACUCAAAUCGGCAAACUCCAGAGGACCUAAUAAAAUAUGAACUCAAAGCAGAAAUUUUGUUGACAAAUCUAUUGAGAGAAAAAUUGUAUUCUAAAGAACAGGAGGUUGAACAGUUGCAAGCUGAACUUGCUACAGCUGUAAGAGGUACUGAUAUACUUCAAUGCGAAGUUCAAAAUGCAAUGGACAACGUUUCCUUUGUCACCCACAAGUUGAAAGAUCUCGAACUUCAGAUGCUUAAGAAGGAUAAUACUCUUAAUCGUCUCCAGACUGAUCUUCAAGAAUCUACCAAGGAGUUGACUGUUAUGAGAGGGAUACUGCCAAAAAUCUCAGCAGAGAGAGAUUUGAUGUGGAAUGAGGUGAAGCAAUACAGUGAAAAAAACAUGCUUUUGAACUCUGAGGUUAAUGUAUUGAAAAAGAAGCUAGAAUCUCUUGACGAAGAGAUACUUCUAAAGGAAGGUCAGAUCACAAUCCUAAAAGACACCAUAGGGAAGAAACCUUUUGAUCUCCUAUCCAGUCCUGACUCAACCCGAGAAUUUUGUCUCCAAUGAAAACAAAACCAAAGUUUCUUAUAAUAACCAUACUUGUUAAUAGUUCUAUACUUUUGAAAGGUUUCUUGUACCUUUUGAUAAUGCUCACUUUCUCCAAUUUAAGUUGUUGUCAGCAAGAAGUGAACGAAUUAAUUUUCAUGAUUCUUUUGUAACCGAUUUGUUUCAUACUUGUAUGUAGUUUGUUGUUUGUUUACCUUUCA